UUACGAUAAAUCGCGUAAAUGUUAAAGAGGUACCGAAAUGAAGUCGGGCGCUUAUAAUUACUAGGUAUAGCUCGUAACGGGACGGUUGUUUUUUGUAUUUGUUUAUAGCUUAGUACGACGGGAGUUGUUUUUUCGCGAGUCACCCACACGGAGCAAGUUCGCUAGCAAGCAGAUAAGGAGUACAAAUGGUUACUUUUGAAGACCCGAUCUUGUCUUUGUAACUAGCGAGUACGCUAAUUAUUAUUAUUAUAUUUUUCAUCACGACAGACGCUGGUAAUGGGUGCCUCUCGGGUAGAGACAAAAUAGCGUAACGAGGCCGCAUCAGCGGUGGCUUUCUUCUUGUCGUUGACAAGCCAUAACCGUAAAUACGAAAAAAAAUCUUUAAAUGUUGAAAAGAAAAAAGCCCACAGCUGGGCCGUAAACCAUCAUGCGAAAUUAUUUCCGAGCUCUGAACAAUAUUGAUACCCAGGGAGACACGGGUGCGCUAUUGACCAUCGCAAGUGCGAAAGACCUUUAUCAUGCAAAUCGCUGCGGUUAUCGACGAAGUGCUAUCUGCCACAGCUGAAGGCGUGUUAGAUUAGAUUUUAAAGGUAAUGUGCUAAGAGGCGAAGAGCGAGAUAGAACACCAGUGGUAUAUCAGUAUAUAUUGCAACGUUGGCAGGCAAUAACAACUAGUUGAAAAGUCAUCAGCGUGUAGUAUAGUCAUGCUAACAACCUUCAGCUUCGAAAGGCAUCACAAUGUAUAUAUAGAUUGCGUCAUAGAUCAGUUGAUUAACUGACUAUACUUAUUCUCAGUCAGUGAUUAGUCACAGUUUCAUGUAUGGAUUUUGGUGAUUUUUGAUAGAUUUAUAUUUGCUGCAAUGAUGCUUUCGUCAGAAUAUACGCAUACCGUUUCUAAAAACAAACUAUGUGAUGUCAAUCUACUUGUGCAUAUGAGUAGACUUUCUAAACUUUAUUGUUGUAAUCAAGGUAUCUAAAGUUUACAAUAGCAUGGUUUAGUUGGUGAAGGCAAUUAAUGUUUAAAUGGCGGUUUCUGAUUUUAGUAGUGAUGUGAAGGUCUGUAUCAUGACCUUCUAAUUUCGUACAGUGAAACCUUAUUCUCGAAGGAUUUAAUGAGGUUAUUCAUUGGUUUCUACCACCAACUUGAACUUAAGUUGUGUUUUUAUUCUAUUAUUUGACAGAAAAAUUACUAUACGAAACAGUCGUUUAUAUAGUAUGCUUCACAUAUUUGCUGACUGCUACAUUGUACUAUAAAGCAGUAAAAAUAAACUUUUCAGCUUUUCGAAAUUUACCGAUUAUCAAAUACGGAAUGUCAGCUGAUCCAGUCAGUUUUCCAUUCCCUAGUUUUUAUAACCAUCAGUUUCUUCCAUACUCAAGGCCGAACUUUUGGCUGAAUUUUGCACAGCCUGAAUUGUGCAUUGGGGAAGGAAAUAUGGCGUCACAAGGCAAUUACGUCACUUCUAAUGUGAACAACGAUGCUUUGGUCGUGUAUGAUGCAAGACAGAGUUCAGGCGUGGCCCGUUGUUUGAAGAUCAACGCAGACAGGGUUCCGAAGGAAAUUCCCACCAGUGAUGCUUUUAUUAUGACUCCUCAAGGCCUCUUGCCGAGCGAGUAUCAAUUAUUUGGUAUCUCAAAUCCGAACCCCUUGGAUAUUUACGCAACGGGCUUAUCGAGCCACGGUAGCGGAUCUUCUGUCUCGUCGAGCGUCGGAAGCCAAGACCCCACGCAUAGCGGUAGUAAUGUUAUGCCGAAACCUUUGCACCGAGUACCCACUGUGCGGCAACAACACUAUCAUCAAAGACAUCACGCACAAGCAAAGCACCCGCAAGCAAACAACUUGAAAAAUAAAACAAGGUUUAGUGCUACUGGCUUGUCAUCUAAUUACAUGGUUGUACGAGACACAAAAAUGUCACUUUCCUCCGCUCCGUCGUCACCCAGUGCUGGUUCAGUGGGUGGCAGUUUGGGCAAUAAUUAUCAUUUGCCUCCAACUCACUUGCCAGAUUCUAACGCUUAUUAUAGACAGCAGUACAAGGGUAGUUCGUCGUCAUCAUCGUGCUGCUCAAAUUCAGGACUUAAAAUAUCUUCUUCCUCGCAAUCUUCCUACUCAUCGUGCUCCUCACUCUCAUCGUCACCCUCAGUAAAUGGAAUUUCUCCACGAAAGAGAAGAGCUGAUGAUGUCAUUAACAAUAACAGAGAGGCUUACUGCCGAAAAGAGUAUUAUUACCGCCAAGGACCUGGCGGCCAAAUCAUAACGCUGUGUUCGUGUGAGGUUUGUGCUACGGAUGAAGUCACUGCUCGAGUAGAUGACGUCACAAUUCGUGAUUCACGAACAACGGAAGAACAUGGACAACAGCAAAAACGAUCAAAGAACGACGACGACGUAGUUUUUGUUUCUGCACAACUUCCCAGACCUCAGCAAUCACCCAACAUUCCUAUUCCGAAAGAGCGACCAGCCAGAAAAGCCAAAAAGUCUUCCAGAAAGGCUGUUAAUCGUGCUGCUCCAGUGGCACAGAAUGCUACCUCUCACAAUAACUUUCCAUUUGUAGUUCCAACGACGACAUCUUCUGAAUUCUCAGACCAACAAAAAGACAAUGUUGGCCGAUAUUAUCUCAGAAGCGCUGUCAAAGGCCGCAAGCAGGAAGAGAUGGUGGUCAAGUACGCCACAGAUGUCCAGGUACAACACGAAAACAUCCAUUUGGUGCAAUCAAUAGUCGCCCCCGUCGUUGCUCAAAGUGAUCAAAACAAUAACGCUGAGGCACAAAGGCAUUACAAUAAAGGUACAGUUGGGAAUAACACUCCACGCUACCACACCCGUAGCCAACAAAAGAAGGCUAAAGCUGAUAACAAAUCGAAAGUUCGAAACCAAAAAAGUGAUGUCCAACAACACUCCAACGCACAGUACAAUCAUGUCAUUGUGGCGACCGAGACUAACCCCUCUGCUGCUCCAAAUACAAGCUCUUCAAGUGUCCAGCAAGUACCAGAAUGUAAAGCGCAGGCGCAACAGUACGUUCCUACCUCAACCGAAUCAUCACCAGCAGCCGAGGGAUCAAAAGAUACUCCGCGAUCUUCUUCAUCUUUGAAGAAAUUGUACGACAUUCACGGAAUAAUUGGAGUCGGAGGAGGCGGCACCGUAUAUGCAGGUACCAGAAAAGCUGAUGGCGUCCAGGUAGCUAUCAAGCAAGUUCCUAAAGCCAAAGUAAAGAGAUGGGGAAAACUCAAUGAUCGUGUGGUACCCAUUGAAUUUGAGCUCUUGUACCGUGCCUCACACGAGAGACAUACCGGAAUCAUCAACAUGCUAGACUGGUACGAAAGGCGUAGCACGUACAUUCUGAUAAUGGAGCGUCCUCAGCCAGUUAUCGAUCUUUUUGACUACCUCAACCAAUAUGGUGCCUUACCAGAAGCGAAUGCUCGUGCUAUCUUCCGUCAGAUCGCCGAGGCUGUAAUCCACUGUCACGCCAACGGCGUCGUUCAUCGGGACAUCAAGGACGAAAAUGUUCUUUUGAAUCUCCAUACCUCCGAAGCAAAGCUUAUCGAUUUUGGUUGCGGAACCGUCUUGAAGAACACGCCUUACACCGAAUUUGCUGGCACUCCAGAAUUUUAUCCACCUGAGUGGUUUACACAUCGCCGUUACUACGGACAUCGCGUCGACGCUUGGUCACUAGGAGUACUUCUAUACACAAUGGUCGAAGCCGAAGUACCCUUCCAAAAAGAAAAGGAUAUAGUUGAGUGCAAUCUACGCCACAAACGUGCCGCCCAUCUCAGUGAUUCGUGUAAGCACCUGAUAGCUUGGAUGCUACAAAAAGACCAGGAUAUGCGACCUACCAUUGAGCAAGCACUUGCCCACCCCUGGUUUCAAGAAUGCGAGACCGUUCCACCCAGGAACACACCCGCAUCGAAAGCGGUCGCAUCCGGGGUUAUGGGCACUGACGAACUUUACGAAAAGCGUCUUCACAAUCACCAAAAUGGAACCAAUGCAGCUUCGAAGGGCGCUGGCACUUGUCACGAAGUAGCCUCUGUCGAAUCUCCGGAGAGUCCGCCACGAUAUAUAGCACAGGAAACGGUUUUGUAUCAGCCGCAGACGACCAACUGUCAAGCGGCGCACCGAAACGGCGUCGUUUAUCAUCAAACCGAGUACGCCGCUCGAUGACAAACAACUUGAAUAAAAUCAGUACGAUACAACAUUAAGAACUGCUGAAGCGAACAAAAUGAUAAUAUUGCAACACAUGCCGCCUCAACAUAAUGGGAAAAGCGUCAUUGCCAAUAAAGUGAUCUGUACCAGGCUAGCCAAGCGUCUGCGGUCUUCCAGAGCAAUUUCAUGACACGAUACGAAGCAGAAAAUUAGCAGCUGUUCUUUGUUAUCAUGUUUUCGUUAGUUUGUCGACUACAACAAUCUGAAAAAAUAUCAAUGAUUGAAGGAGUGGAAUGUCUGUAUUAUUUAUAUAUUUCAUCGUUAAUGAUUCAGCUCUGCAUGUUAUUCUAUUUUGUCCUUAUAUUUCUUCACAUCAAAAUUAAGGUUUGUUAGUAAGUGUUUCGUGUUGUUUGGAUGUCACAUUGCGCAUUCCGGUCAUUACUAAAAUACAAUGAUAUCUUUCGAUAAAACUUGCGUUUAUUUAUAGCCCAAUAAUUAAUUAUGAGCCAGAAAUAGAAUGCAAUACUAAGUCACAUGUAUUAAACUCUAAAUAAUAUUAAUUAUUAUCAAAGAUGAUCAUAUCCUAACGCGAUCCAUCAUUGCCUUAUAAAUGGAUACAGUAUUGAAUUCGAUUUAUAUUUGGAAACUGUAAUUCACCGGUCAUGUGUUUCCAAUGCUGGUAUCUCACACACAAAGCACAACAACACUAACUAUGGUUCUCCUCCACUUAAUCCUCUUCCUAUCUAUUUCUCUCACAAAAACAUUUUUCUUUGUUUUGCACAUCUGCAUCCAACACUUCCAUACUAAUAUGAACCUAUACCACUGUGAAAGACGUCAUUUGCAAAAAAAAAUUUGAUUUAAAGUGUAAUUGAAAUUUAAUUUGUCAUGGCAAAUCAUUUUCGUUAAAACAGCUCAACUUGCCCUCUCCCAACUCUAAUUUAUUGAUUGGACUUUUCUGUUAGGUUUCCGCAGAAUAGCUUUCCAAGCCUAUAAUAAAUAGUAAUAUAAUAAUAUUAUUUAUUUGACAAUAUUUUGACGUCGCAUUUUCUGCGCUUUCUUUAUACAUCAUAUUUUCUUCACUCUUUUGUCCAACUCUAAACAGGUAUUUAUUUAAAAACAAUUUAACUUAAAUAAUAUUGAUUGAUGAAAUGUAAACUUUGAUUUUUAUAUUUAAAAUGAAUUUUGUUUUGCUCAUAUCUCCUAUAUUAAACAUAUGUACAAUGCAAAAGCAGUACAGACAUCGUUUUGAUAGCGAUCUGUUGCAUGUCAAGUCCACGUCUAUGAAAAUGAAUUGAUGAAUUUUCCAUCAAAACUGGCGCUUGGAACUGCCAAGUACUGGCUGAAGACAGGAUAGACUGUAACUGUAAAACUUGUCUCAGCCAUCUGUUAAAUGUCCCUUCCAUAUGUGCUAUAUUGCCCUUUGAAACAUAACUUAAUCCACUCCCGAGCACACGUACUUUUUCACUUUGACUAUUUGAUUCCUUCUGUGUUGCGCGUCUAUUUAACUUAUUUUUUCGUGGUUACUGUUACAAUGGGUAAGCAAUGUGCCUGUUUCGAAAGGUACAAUUCGUUGAGCGGAUCUGUGCGUUUUGUAAACUUGCGAAGUCAGGGAGCAAAAAAUGUCGUCGUUCGAAAUGACAAGUACAUUUUUUUUUAAUUUAUUUCUUUUGUGUGUAUUAUUAUGCCCACAGUAUUGGGCGUUACCGUUUAUGCUUCUAAAUUUUGCGAUUAUUCUUAUUAUUGUUGUAAUAUUCGAAUACUUAUUAUUUUGUCUUGUUUAUUUCUAUUAUUAUCUAUUGCAAUUUCGUGUACAAACCUUUUCUCGAUUUUUGAUGAAUUUACAUUUGUGCUUCGUUUGGAUACAGGAAGCCUUUAUCAUGGCGAAUAAAAAACAUUGAAAACCAUA
Molecule: messenger RNA, 6035 nt
Organism: Styela clava
Lineage: Eukaryota; Metazoa; Chordata; Ascidiacea; Stolidobranchia; Styelidae
Biological process (GO): protein autophosphorylation
Cellular component (GO): cytoplasm
Molecular function (GO): protein serine/threonine kinase activity; ATP binding
Source: RefSeq, a predicted model, not a curated record